Molecule: messenger RNA, 2592 nt
Organism: Mollisia scopiformis
Lineage: Eukaryota; Fungi; Ascomycota; Leotiomycetes; Helotiales; Mollisiaceae
Exons: 3
Coding region: 1-2592 (863 amino acids)
Biological process (GO): DNA-templated transcription; regulation of transcription by RNA polymerase II
Cellular component (GO): chromatin
Molecular function (GO): DNA-binding transcription factor activity, RNA polymerase II-specific; zinc ion binding; RNA polymerase II cis-regulatory region sequence-specific DNA binding
Source: RefSeq, a predicted model, not a curated record
AUGUUGGACGCAGUAGAAUCCUCGACACAGGCACCAGCUCCUGUGAAGAAGGCCAAGAGAUUUCUAUGCAAGCAUUGUCAGAGACGCUUUGCACGCUUAGAACAUCUCCAACGUCAUGAGCGGAUCCAUACUCAAGAAAAGCCAUUCGGGUGUCGCUUAUGCGGUCAUCAUUUCACUAGGAGUGACCUGUUGAUCCGCCACGAGAGGCUCACCCACAACAAAGAUGCUUCAGCUGAUGCCCAAAGAAACGAAUAUGAUGAGAACGAAGAUGGAUCAUCGCAGUCUCGGCCAAACAAAAGGAGAGCAGCAACCCUUCCCUAUGAAAGGCACAGUAAUGGUGAGAUUUCGAAUUCUCCGCAAGGCAUCAGCGCUGGCAUGCGGCACACGAGCUCAAUGACUGAUACAAAUUUCACCUCUUCGAUGGUUGCUAAUCAAAGUGAUGAAUACUCACUUGCUGCACUUUCCAUGGCAGCCGAAUACAGUAGUCUACAUGGAGCCUUCCUCACUCCUCCCGUUCCUGAGCACAACACGUCUGCUUAUCAGCCAACACCAAAUCAGAACGAACAGAUUGAAAUGCUUUCGGAUCCCAUGGCAUUGCAGAACACUGAAAACAUGCAAGGACUGGGCCUUGAGGAGUCCCUUGAUAGCCUUGCUGCUUUCCUGGACAAUGAGCCUUUGUCCUCUUAUCACUUUUCGUCUUUGACAAGUGCCGAACAGCUACCGUUCUUUUCUCCCGAGUCCUUCAGCUAUGCGAAUGACUUCUUACCGCACCACGAAGCUCAAGUCGUUCAUGGAACUAGACUCAAUCAUCAAAAUGUCGAGGAGUCAAAUUCGUUCUCUCUGUUUGGAUCACGACUUCCUUCUCUCCAGCCAGAAGAGCCUCGAUCUCGACCAGACCACCAAACUACUCAAUCGCGUCCAUUUUACGAAGUAUCUUCCGAUGACAGACAAUGCAUUGUAUCCAAGCUUGAGGAAUUUGCUUCGACAUUGCCAGAUGACUUCCUGCUACCCACCCGCUUAGCACUUUGUCGGUACAUUGCAGCAUAUGUCAACGGAUUCCAUGAGCAUCUUCCGCUGAUCCAUAUACCGACUAUGACAAUUGAGGGCUGCGCAGUCGAACUUGUAUUAGCAAUGGCGGCUGUCGGCGCUCAGUAUUGCUUUGAGGGAGAGAAGGGAGUUGAAUUGUUCAACGCCAGCCAAGCGAUUGCAGUUCAAAGAAUCCGACGCCGAGAUGCCAGAUUAGUGAAUUUCCAUAGACGAGCUGAGUCAGAGAUGUCUGCCUUGUCCCGAGGUGUGGAUGGAACUUCAAAUUUAGGAUCCCCUAACAUGGAUACUGCCGUAUCUGGACCUCUGGGACUGCCAUCUGAACCCGAAACUUCUGCGACGAUCGAACGAGAAGACCUGAUACAGACCGCGCAGGCUCUUCUUAUCUUAAUGGCAAUGGCAACAUGGGCCAAACACAAGGAGAUUCUUCGCGAAGCACUUGCUAUCCAGAGUAUCUUGGCGACCCUCAUCAGAGAUGAUGGCCUCAAAAGUCUGACAACACCUGAGGAUGUUUCGUGGGAAGAAUGGGUCCGCAUUGAGAUCACGAAAAGAACGAAAUUGAUCGUCUUCUGCUUUUUCAAUCUUCAUUGUAUCGUAUACAACAUACCUCCACUCAUUCUGAAUUCUGAAAUCAAGCUAUCACUACCAUCCAGUGCAGCAGAGUUCAAAGCUCAGUCUGCUGAAGCAUGGCGAGAAGCUAGACAGAACGGUCUCAUUAUACUUGAGUUCCAAGAAGCUUUACGACGUCUCUUCUCACGGGGCGGAAAAGAUAAGACAGAAUGGAACUCUUCACUUGGAAAUUAUGUUCUGAUUCACGCGCUUAUCCAACACAUCUUCUUCGUCCGCCAGAUUGCAAAGUGUCGCUAUGACGGACCUGACCUCAAAUCAGAAGAAGUCACGUCACUGGAACAUGCUCUACGCAAUUGGCAAAUUGGAUGGAAACGCAAUCCGGAAUCGUCUCUUGACCCCACAGACCCAAAUGGACCUGUAGCUUUCAACUCAACUGCACUCUUACGUCUAGCUUACAUAAGACUGAAUGUUGAUACCGGACCUGGUCGAGCAUUGGAUACGCGUGAUCCUAUCCAGAUUGCGAAUGCUUUCCGCGAAAGUCCAGCAAUCAAGCGGACGCCGAAGCUUGUUCGAGCAGUCUUACAUUCUGCUCACGCUCUCAGUGUUCCAGUAAAGAUUGGAGUACGUCUCGUGGCAAAAACGCAGACGUUUAUCUGGUCCAUUCAGCAUUCGCUUUGCUCUUUAGAAUGUGCUUUCUUGCUUAGCAAAUGGCUGGAGGCAUUGUCUCAGUCCAAUCCAGAUCCACCGAUAACAGAAGAUGAGAGGAAAAUUACUGCUCUCGUGAAGACAAUGUUGGAUGAGACCGAGUUUGCGGUGCCAUCAGAUAUGCCACUUGAUUCAGCUGCUACCCGGAAGUUUCUCAGUGCAGGCGUUUUGCGAGUUUGGGCUACGAUAUUCAAGGGAGCUCAGACAUGGGCAAUAGUUGAUGUUAUUGGCAGCUCUUUGAACAUCUACGCUGAUAUGCUCGAACCUAACUGA